Trichoderma aggressivum f. europaeum is the source of this 1935-nucleotide messenger RNA. RefSeq lists its product as uncharacterized. The transcript has a single exon. Bases 1 to 1935 code for a protein of 644 amino acids. Gene Ontology annotation, molecular function: tripeptidyl-peptidase activity; serine-type endopeptidase activity. Gene Ontology annotation, biological process: proteolysis. Lineage: Eukaryota; Fungi; Ascomycota; Sordariomycetes; Hypocreales; Hypocreaceae. The record is from RefSeq and is a predicted model, not a curated record.
AUGAAGAGACCAGCUACUGCUACUGUGGCAGUGGCUCUGCUCGGCUUAGCUGUAGCUCGUGUGGUGCCAUCAAGCCAUGUACGGCAUGAGGUGCGUGACGAGCUCUUGGACUCUCAUUGGACAAAGAGGAAUCGCAUUGAAGGAGCUACCACAGUUCCGGUGAGAGUUGGCCUGGCCCAAAGCAACCUCGAUAUUGGCGGAGCUCUGUUGAUGAAUAUAUCUUAUCCCGACUCAGAGCACUAUGGAAAACAUCUCUCAGCGUCUGAGGUGGACGAAAUGUUUGCGCCGUCAAAGAAGAGAAUAGAGGCUGUUACUAAGUGGCUCAAAUCCGCUUUAAGUUACAGAGUGAUCAAUCUAUCUCGAAGCCGUCAAUGGCUGGAACUCAAUGCCACGGUUGCGGAACUUCAGGAUCUCCUUCACACCAAUUAUCACGAAUAUGAGAACAAGAUAUCAGGCAGGACUGCUCUUGGUUGUCAAGAAUAUCACAUCCCCUUACAACUUCGGGAUGACGUCGACUUCAUAACACCUGGCGUUGUGAUGCUCGAGAUUAAGAAGCGGGACGAGAACUCCGUUCGCAGUUUUGGUCCGAUGCUGCCUAAACUGACACCUACACUGACUACGCGGCCGGAAAAUCCCGGCAACCUUUCGAACUGUUCCUUCAUGGUCACCCCUGAGUGUGUCCGCGCUAUGUAUAACGUAGCAGAUAAACCCAGAGCGCACCCAAAUAACUCAAUUGGCAUAUACUCAACCCAGGGGCAGCAGUACGGUCCGGACAGCCUCAGCACUUUCUUCAAGCUCUUUGCACCUGAGAUCCCCCAAGGAACACAGCCAGAGUUUCAAGGCAUAGAUGGGGCGCCUACUCCCUCUCCAUUACCGUAUGACGCUGCCGAGGAGGCCGAUCUUGACUUCCAAGCGUCCUACCCCCUUGCCUAUCCAGCCAAAGUGGUUAAUUAUCUAGUUGAUGAUUUCUAUUAUGAGGCUGGAGGCGGCGGGAUUAGCGGCCUCUUCAACACCUUCCUCGAUGCUCUUGAUAAAUCAUACUGUACAUACUCUGCGUACGGUGAGACGGGCGACCUUCCGGGUGUGGACCCAACUUACCCGGACACGAGUGAAGGUGGCUAUGAUCAGCCGGAACAGUGUGGUGCCUACACUCCAACCAAUGUUAUCUCAAUCUCUUACGGUGAAGAUGGGACGAGCCUGCUGAUGAACUACCAGCGACGUCAGUGCAAUGAAUGGAUGAAGUUGGGCUUACAGGGCGUUACUGUCAUUGUAGCUUCAGGAGACGGUGGUGUGGGUGGCUUUGGCAGCUCUCAAUGCUCCAAUGGUCCCUUUGUCACGAUAUCACCGGCAGACUGCCCUUUUGUCACCGCUGUUGGAGCGACAAAUCUCACAACUAGCAGUAUUCGCGGCAACGUGGGGAUGUCAGAGCAUGCGGGUGAUUUCAGCGGAGGCGGCUUCUCCAACAUCUUUGGGACACCAUCUUACCAAGCCAACGCCGUAAACUCAUACUUUAGCAAUCACCCGCCGCCCUACGACUAUUAUAACAUCACGCUCAACACUACACAUACGACGGGACGGUAUAACCGUGGUGGUCGUGGAUAUCCUGAUGUUUCCGCUAUAGGAGUGAACUUUGCGACAUGGGUUGGAGUCAAUGAUGGCAUCACGCUCGCAGAAGGAACGUCUGCCUCUGCCCCUGUGUUUGCGGGCCUCAUUACACGCAUCAAUUCGUUUCGCUUGAAUGCGGGCAAGAAGCCUGUUGGGUUUAUCAACCCGGUGUUAUAUCGACACCCGGAAGCAUUUAACGAUAUCACGACUGGCCACAGUGGGGGCUGCAAUACUGAUGGAUUCAGUGCUGUCGAGGGUUGGGAUCCGAUAACUGGCUUGGGAACGCCCAACUAUCCCAAGCUGAAAGAAGUGUUCUUGAAUAUGCCGUAG